Messenger RNA from Insectozyma verbasci, 1119 nucleotides. The record is from the annotation of a GenBank genome assembly. Lineage: Eukaryota; Fungi; Ascomycota; Pichiomycetes; Serinales; Debaryomycetaceae.
AUGUCAGGUGAAGAUAAAGAUAAACAAGAUUUAAUUUUAGCUUAUAUUAAAGAUUAUGUUUCAAGAAAGGAGUCAUUAAAAAGUGUUGCUAAAGCUUUAGAUAAAGUUACCAAAGGUAAAAAAUUCCCAGUCCUUACUGAUAAAUUGGAGAACAAAAUUCAAAUUGAAACCAAAGUGAAAGAAGAAGAUUCAUCGUCAUCAAGUGAUUCAGAUAGUGAAAGUUCAUCUUCAUCCUUCUCAUCAGACAGUGAUAGCUCAUCUUCGUCGUCGUCAUCAGAUAGUGAAAGUUCAUCAGAUAGCGAAAGUUCAUCCAGCGACUCAGAUAGCUCAUCUAUCGACUCAGAAAGCUCAUCCAGUGAGUCAGAAAACGAUAGUGAUAGUGAUAGUGAUAGUGAUAAUGAAGUUGAAAAAGAAACAGAAGCUAAAAGUGAAGAAAAAGUCAAAAAUAAAAAUGAGAACGAUGAUCAGGAAAUAAAAGAUUCAAGCUCAUCAUCAGAUAGUGAUAGUUCAUCAUCAGAAAGUGAUAUUUCAUCAUCAGAUAGUGACAGCUCAUCCUCAGAUAGUGAUACUUCAACAUCAUCAUCAUCUGAAAGCGAAAGUUCAAGUGAAUCAGACAGUUCCUCAUCAGAAGGUGACAGUGAUAGUGACAGUGAUAGUGACAGCGAUGAGAACGACGAAAAAGAAAAAGUCACCGCAAAAGAUUCAAGUUCAAGUGAUUCUGAACCAGAAGAAUCUAAAUCUAAAAAGAGAAUACAAAAUGAUUUCGAUGAAAAAUUAGAUAUUAAAAAAGCAAAAGUAAAUGAUAACAGUGAUAGUUCAUCAACUACCGCUUCAAUUGAUUCAAAUGGCAAAAUUGCAGCUACUCCAGAACCAGAAUUAAAACCAGGUCAAAGAAAACAUUUUUCAAGAAUUGAUAAAUCAAAAAUUUCAUUUGAAGAUAGAACUUUACAAGAUAACACGUAUAAAGGAGCAGCAGGUACAUGGGGAGAAAAAGCUAGUGAAAAGUUAUUACAAGUCAGAGGUAAAGAUUUUACUAAAAAUAAGAAUAAGAUGAAAAGAGGUAGUUAUAAAGGUGGUUCAAUUACUUUAGCUUCUGGAUCAUACAAAUUUAUCGAUUAA